GUUGAACGCAGAGAAAGGAUGAGCGAGGAGCUGAGCAAGGACUACCGCAUCGGAGACGAGAUCGGUCGCGGCCGCUUCGGAGUCGUCUACCGCUGCUACUCGCCGGAUUCUGGCGAGAUCUACGCCGUCAAGUCCAUCGACAAGUCUGUGCUCGCCGACGACUUUGAUUUUGAGUGCGCGGUACGGGAGGCCAAGAUUUUGCGGCUUGCUUCCGCUGGAAACCCUCACGUCGUUCAGAUCCACGCGGUAUACGAGGACGAGGCUGCGAUUCACCUUGUGAUGGAUCUCUGCGAGGGUGGAGAUCUCUUUGAUCGGAUUGCGGCAUGUGAUGGAGCGCCGAUGAUGGAGGCGGAUGCGGUGGUUGUGAUGGCGGCGCUUAUGGAAGCGUUGGCGAUUUGUCAUCGGAGGGGAGUUGCACACCGGGACGUGAAGCCGGAUAACGUGCUGUUCGAUGGUGAGGGGAGGCUGAGGUUGGCGGACUUUGGAUCGGCCGAUUGCUUCGGGGAUGGAAGGCCGAUGAUGGGGUUGGUCGGAACUCCGUACUAUGUUGCGCCGGAAGUGGUGGCUGGGAAGGAUUAUGGAGAGAAGGUCGAUGUGUGGAGCGCUGGCGUAGUUCUCUACAUAAUGCUGGGUGGAAUCCCGCCGUUCUACGGCGAGACGGCGACGGAGAUCUUUGAAGCUGUGAUGCGGGGAAAUCUCCGAUUUCCGACUAGGGUUUUCGGCGGGGUUUCGCCGUUGGCUAAGGACUUGAUUCGCCGGAUGCUCUGUAAGGACGUUUCCCGCCGCUUCUCCGCCGAGCAAGUUCUCAGGCAUCCAUGGAUUACAAGUGGUGUGGAGACGAGAUGCGUUGCGGAUCAAACCUGAAGGUGGAGAAUCAGGCAGAGAUAAAAGAUGAGAUGAAGAUAAACAAGAAGAGGAAGAUGACUAUGGAAAAAUCCAAAUUAACUAAGAAUCCCUUCGAUGUAAACAUGCUUCACGCUAGCCCCUGCAUGCAGGUGCAGCAACAUAGCUUUGCUUUCUUUCUUCUUCUUUUUUUCUGUUUUGGCUCCUUGGUCGUUACUCGUUUGGUUGUAGAUAAAGUAGUGUAAUUACGAGUAUCGUUUUGGUCUAAACCUCUGUAAAACCCUACUUUCUAGUGGUCUUGUAUCCGUAAAACGGAUUAUCUUGUGAAUAAGAUACAGAGUUUCCUUUGUUUUGUUCGUCUUUGUAACUGAAAUUUCAAAGACUGCAGUUUGGCUGAAUCUAAGAAUAUACUUCAGUUAUGCUCUA
Messenger RNA from Phalaenopsis equestris, 1269 nucleotides. Its product is annotated as phosphoenolpyruvate carboxylase kinase 1-like. Gene Ontology annotation, biological process: protein autophosphorylation; intracellular signal transduction; peptidyl-serine phosphorylation. Gene Ontology annotation, cellular component: nucleus; cytoplasm. The transcript is spliced from 2 exons. The record is from RefSeq and is a predicted model, not a curated record. NCBI's taxonomy places the organism in Eukaryota, Viridiplantae, Streptophyta, Magnoliopsida, Asparagales, Orchidaceae. The coding region runs from base 19 to 864 and encodes 281 amino acids. Gene Ontology annotation, molecular function: ATP binding; calmodulin binding; calcium/calmodulin-dependent protein kinase activity.